Brassica napus (rape) is the source of this 1721-nucleotide messenger RNA. RefSeq names its product phosphatidylinositol 4-phosphate 5-kinase 1. The coding region runs from base 270 to 1502 and encodes 410 amino acids. The record is from RefSeq and is a predicted model, not a curated record. NCBI's taxonomy places the organism in Eukaryota, Viridiplantae, Streptophyta, Magnoliopsida, Brassicales, Brassicaceae. The transcript is spliced from 2 exons.
GUCAGAUUUUCAUCUAACGGUCAGUAUUAAAACCAAACCAAUUUUUUUUAUCACCCGCUCCAAAGCCUCUCUCUCUCUCUCUAAACCAAAGAGAGAGAGCUUCUUCUUCUUUGAAUAUUCUCCGGUAUCGAAAAACUCGAAAAGAACGAGACUUUUCUCUCGGUUUCCUCACCCUUCGCGAUGCUCGGCACGGUGGUGCAGCGGCGGUUAAGAUUCGGUUAUCAUCAGUCUCUAGGAAGCUAUUAGCUUGUUGGAGAGAGAGAGAGAUCAUGAGCUACACGAAACUGAAGAGAACUCAAUCUUCGUUGCUCAGAUCGUCUCCGACGAUUCAUAGUCUUUCUUCAAUCUCAGAAUGUGACGUCAGCGACCUUGAAGCUGGUGAGAAGGAGGAGAAACAGAGUAGGAGAAAACAGAGUAAACCAUUCGGUUUAAUUAACCGAACCGGAUCAAACCGAAUUAAACCGGGUCUCGUCUUCACACUCUCAUCUUUCUUACUGUUCUUCUUCGUCUUCUCUCAAACCGGUACGUCGGAGAAUCUCCUCCUCUGUUUAGCCUUCGUCGCCGUCGCUCUGUUCUUAGCGUCGCGGAACAUGGCGGUUAUCAACCAAACCGUAACCGCAAUCAAACAAAAACACAAGCCGGAACCGGUUCAAUGGUACAUCGGCGAUUCAAAUCAAGAACCAAGCAAUGGAGAUGUCUACGAAGGAGAGUUUAACGGAGGAAGAAGAUGCAACGGAAGUGGAGUUUACUACUAUUACGUUAACGGACGUUACGAAGGAGAUUGGGUUAACGGAAGACACGACGGCUAUGGAAUCGAGUCUUGGUCUAAAGGAAGUAAGUUCAAAGGACAGUACAAGCAAGGACUUAGACAUGGUUACGGUGUUUACUGGUUUUACACCGGAGAUUCUUACUCCGGCGAAUGGUUCAACGGUCAAAGCCAUGGCUCAGGUGUUCAGACUUGUGCUGAUGGAAGCUCUUAUGUCGGAGAGUUUAAGUUCGGUGUCAAACAUGGACUUGGAUCUUACCAGUUCAGAAAUGGAGAUAGGUAUGCAGGAGAGUAUUAUGGAGACAAGAUCCAUGGUUUUGGUGUUUACCAUUUUGCUAAUGGUCAAUAUUACGAAGGAGCUUGGCAUGAAGGUCGCAAGCAAGGGUAUGGCACGUAUGGGUUUAGAACCGGAGGUGUAAAAUGCGGUGAAUGGGAUGAUGGUAAUCUCGUUAACCGGCAUCCUCUAGAAACCGGCCCGGUUUAUAAAGCGGUUCAGGUGGACUUUAGUUUUUGCCUUGGGAAAGUUACUUGUUGUUUUGAUUCAAAGAUACUUAACUGUUUAGCUUUGCAGAGUGCUAGAGAGAUGGCGAGAAAAGGAGUGAAUCAGAGACGGGUCGAUGAGCAGGUGAUGCGAGCUGUAGCUGCGGCUAACAAAGCUGCAACGGCCGCGAGAGUUGCUGCUGUGAAAGCCGUUCAAAAUCAGAUGGAUGGUAAAUUUUGUGAAAAAUUAAAAUGACAAAAGUAAAGAUGACAUUAACAAAAGUAGAGUUAUUGUUUUCAGUCUUUUAUUGUAGCCAUGGUAAGCUUGAAAUUAUGAGAAGCUUUUUACUAUGUAUAUAAGUCAUGUUUUGUUCUUUUCUUUUUGGUAUACUUUUAUGUGGAUGAUUGAUUGAUGAUGUUUUGAUAUGAUCUGAAUCACUGACAUAAAAUAAAAUCAAUAAUAUUUUACUAUGAA